GUACAGCCGUACCAUUUCAGCUUGCUAGUGCAGAAAGAUGUUGUGAAUUCAGUUGCUGAAUGAGCCCGGCCUGACUGCAAACACUAUCGCCAGAGACAUGUCAAAGAGUUGCCGGUGGAUCUGACCUGAUCAAGGCAACAGCAAAACGAUAUGUGUCACAAAGAUGUCUACACGGAACUGCCAGGGAAUGGAUUCAGUGAUCAAACCUCUGGAUACAAUUCCUGAGGAUAAGAAAGUCAGGGUUCAGAGGACGCAGAGUAGCUUUGACCCCUUUGAGAAGCCAACGAAUCAAGUGAAGAGGGUUCACUCGGAGAACAAUGCUUGCAUCAACUUCAAAACAUCGUCUGCAGGGAAGGAAUCGCCCAAAGUCCGACGGCAUUCCAGCCCCAGCUCCCCUACAAGCCCCAAGUUUGGAAAAGCAGACUCGUACGAAAAACUGGAAAAACUUGGAGAAGGGUCCUAUGCUACAGUAUACAAAGGGAAAAGCAAGGUAAAUGGGAAGCUUGUGGCACUGAAAGUGAUUAGGUUACAGGAAGAGGAAGGAACCCCAUUUACAGCUAUCAGGGAAGCUUCUCUUUUGAAAGGACUGAAACAUGCUAACAUUGUGCUGCUUCAUGACAUCAUUCACACCAAGGAGACCUUGACACUUGUGUUUGAAUAUGUGCACACUGAUUUAUGUCAGUACAUGGACAAACACCCUGGAGGGCUUCAUCCAGAAAAUGUGAAGUUAUUUUUAUUUCAGUUGCUGCGAGGACUGUCUUACAUCCACCAGCGUUACAUUUUGCACAGGGACCUGAAACCACAGAAUCUUCUGAUCAGUGACACGGGGGAGUUAAAGCUGGCAGACUUUGGUCUGGCAAGAGCUAAAUCAGUUCCCAGCCACACUUAUUCCAAUGAAGUGGUUACCCUAUGGUACAGGCCUCCGGAUGUCCUUUUGGGGUCAACAGAAUAUUCCACCUGUCUUGACAUGUGGGGAGUGGGCUGUAUCUUUAUAGAAAUGAUUCAAGGUGUUGCUGCUUUUCCAGGAAUGAAAGACAUUCAAGACCAACUUGAAAGAAUAUUCCUGGUCCUUGGAACACCAAAUGAAGAUACCUGGCCUGGUGUCCACUCUUUACCCCAUUUCAAACCAGAACGGUUUACACAAUAUAGCCCUAAAAACCUUAGACAAGCAUGGAAUAAGCUGAGCUACGUGAAUCAUGCAGAAGAUCUGGCCUCCAAACUACUCCAGUGUUUCCCAAAGAGCAGAUUGUCGGCACAGGCAGCCCUGAGCCAUGAGUAUUUCAGUGAUCUGCCCCCACGGCUAUGGGAGUUAACUGAUAUGUCUUCUAUUUUUACUGUACCGAAUGUAAGAUUACAGCCAGAGACUGCAGAAAGCAUGAGAGUCUUUGGAAAAAACAAUAGUUAUGGAAAAGGUGUAUCAAACAGCAAACACUGAAGAAUACCUAUGCUCACAACAGAUGAUGCAGGAUUAAAUUUACCAGUUUGGAGGAGGGAAACAAAAAACCUACCGAGGAGGCCAACACUGGGAAGGAACCAUGGCCUGUUUCCUU
Messenger RNA from Nothoprocta perdicaria, 1550 nucleotides. RefSeq names its product cyclin dependent kinase 14 (gene CDK14). Gene Ontology annotation, cellular component: cytoplasm; nucleus; cytosol. The record is from RefSeq and is a predicted model, not a curated record. Gene Ontology annotation, biological process: protein phosphorylation. The coding region runs from base 164 to 1435 and encodes 423 amino acids. Lineage: Eukaryota; Metazoa; Chordata; Aves; Tinamiformes; Tinamidae. Gene Ontology annotation, molecular function: ATP binding; cyclin-dependent protein serine/threonine kinase activity; cyclin binding. The transcript has 14 exons.